Messenger RNA from Homalodisca vitripennis (glassy-winged sharpshooter), 813 nucleotides. RefSeq names its product proline-rich protein 4-like. Bases 6 to 812 code for a protein of 268 amino acids. Lineage: Eukaryota; Metazoa; Arthropoda; Insecta; Hemiptera; Cicadellidae. The record is from RefSeq and is a predicted model, not a curated record. The transcript has a single exon.
CAGACAUGAGGGGUCUUCUUUUUCUCGUGGCUGUGGUCGCCGUCGCUUCCGAAGCCGAGGUCGAUGACAAGAGUCACCAAAAGAGGGGAAUCUACGAGUCUGGCGGACAUUAUUUCAGUGGGGAUCAUCUCAGCGGGCAUUCUCAUCAUCAUCACCAUGAGGUGAAGACCAUCACAAUUCAAAAGGAAGUGAAGGUGCCGUACCCAGUUCACGUGGAGAAGAAGGUGCCGUACCCUGUCAAGGUUCACGUCGAGAGGCCGGUUCCCGUCCACGUGCCGAAGCCUUACCCGGUGCACGUGACGAAGACAGUGCCUUACCCGGUCAAGGAGUACAUCCCUGCACCUUAUCCGGUAGAGAAGAAGAUCCCGUACCCUGUGAAGAUCCAUGUGCCCAGGCCAGUCCCCUACCAUGUAUCCAAGCCUUACCCGGUCUACGUCGAGAAGAAGGUUCCCUACCCUGUAGAAAAACAGAUCCCUUACCCAGUCAAGGUGGCUGUCCCUCGACCUGUCCCCUAUCACGUACCUGUUGUGAAGCACGUGCCUUACCCUGUGGAGAAGAAAGUCCCCUACCCUGUAAAGGUACCAGUUGAGAAGCCAGUGCCAUACCCUGUUGAGAAGCCUUACCCAGUUGUAGUGGAGAAGAAGGUCCCCUACCCAGUGGAGAAGGAAGUGCCAUACCCUGUGAAGGUGCCAGUUCAUAUUCCAGUUCAUGUUCACGAACACCAACACGAGAGCUACAGUCAUCACUAUGGUGGAGAAGAAGAUAGCCACAGGGGACAAGAGGACUUCAGCAGCUCUGGUCACGAGUACUGAG